Messenger RNA from Lasiosphaeria miniovina, 2667 nucleotides. RefSeq lists its product as uncharacterized. The transcript has a single exon. Bases 1 to 2667 code for a protein of 888 amino acids. The record is from RefSeq and is a predicted model, not a curated record. NCBI's taxonomy places the organism in Eukaryota, Fungi, Ascomycota, Sordariomycetes, Sordariales, Lasiosphaeriaceae.
AUGGCCCGCCAACUUGCAGACGUGUUCCGCUGGAAGAAGCGGUUGGGGAGUGCGCCGCCGCGGGACGCGGGCGCCGUGACACCCGCCAACGCCCCCGAGGAAAAAGCCUUUGACCCCGACAAGAAACAGCCACUCAACUUUGACGAGCUCGACCAUGUGCCAGCAUCUCCGUUCACCCCUGGGGGCAAAAAGGUGAAGCUCAAGAGAGUGGCCAGCCACCGCAAGCUGAACGCCGUCUUUUUCAUCGUCAAGUUCCACAUCCUAGCCCUCACCGUGACCUUUGUGCUCGUCGGUCUCUAUGCCACGGGCUUUGUCUGGGGACCUCCCGGGCCGAGCCAGGACAUGCUCUCGGCGCUCCAGUUCGCCGCCAAGGUCCACGAGGGGCUGAUCAUCCUGUCCGUGUCCAACAUCCUCCUGCACCGGGUCCGAUACCUGCUCAUAUCCCAAGGGGGGGUGCCGUUGGGCCUGAUCACGUCGCCGUGGCAGAUAAGUUCGCCGCUGUAUUUAGUCUCGUCCGAGUUCUGGGGCUCGGCAAUGCGGGAUCUCACGGGCCUGACUCACCUGAGCACUCUGGUUCUUAUUCUUGUCUGUCUGUUCAUCUCGUUGGCGAUCGGACCUUUCUCCGCCAUCGUCAUCUUGCCCCAACCAGGCAUUUAUCUCAUGCAGUCCUCGUUCCCCGGCAUGAAGGACUACUUUACCGCCCGAUCACAGCAUUACCAGACAAAAGGGGUCGAUGGCGUCCCGGGAAGCUUCCGGCCGUACAACUUUGCCGUCAACUCGUCCACCGGGCUGUAUCCCACGUCGGUCGGCCCCGAUUUGGGCAUGGUAUGGGGUUUCACGGAUUUUGACGGGUACGCGAGCUGGUUCAACACGAGUUUUGACGACAUCAUACUCCAGAGCCUGACCAAGGCAUCCACGGGGAGUUUUGGCAUAAGCUUGUACGAUUCGAACAUCAGCACAGAUCGGCCUUGCAGUCCGAUGAACAUUACCACCUCGACGGUUUGGUCGUGCCAGACGGGCAACAAGGACCCAAUCACAGUGGUGCAUAAGGUAGCUGCUGUCAGCAACUCGACUGGCAGCACUAACUCGACUGAUACGGCCGCUUCGGCCGACAGUGAUGACUCGGGAGACGACAGCAAUGGCUCGGCAGACUACAGCAUAGACAUGCCGUACGGCAGCUCCGCCGCGAAGGAUCCCGACGAAGACGAAAACGAGUACGAGCAUCGUAAGGCAGCGAGCGCAGCAGCCACAGACAGCUCAGAAACCGCAGACGACUCAGAAACUACCGAUGACUCGGGAGACGGCUCUUCAGACGACGACGACAUCUCAAUGGACUCCUCAGACUUCACCGACACGACCGUCAGCAUCUCCACGAGCGGGACGGUGUUGCCGUUUCAGGUCAUUGCGCGCGACCUCAGCGACCGGUUCCAGUGGCACGUCGACACGGACCGCUUCAUCGACUUCAUCUACACCACCGCGACCUUCUCGGACCCCUCUGGCCGGCCCGUCGCCGUCAAGCAGCCGCUGGCGGCAGUGCAGUGCCGCGAGGGCCACUACGCGCGCAGCUCGUUCGGCCCCGGCAGCAUUGUCAAUUUCGUCAGCGGCAUCUACCCGCCCUUCAACAUCACCGUCGACGAGGCCAUGGCCGCGAUGGUGUGGGGGACGAACGCCUCUGCUCCGGCAGCCAACGCGACGUUCCUCAAGUACUUCGACAUGCAGCCGUACGUGUCCAAGCACGCGGUAUCCACGGGCAUCGUGACGGUCGCGCCCUACUACGACGACGAUUCGGGAGCCGUGAUGGCCGGCUGGCGGGCGGUGCAGCUGUGCUACUCGGCGGCGCGGUGGGUGGAGAGCGAGAUAUGGGUGACGCCCGACUCUGACGCGAGCAGCUACAUGCAGCUGAAGAGCCCGAUCGAAACGCUCAUCAACGAGACGGAGCGGGUGAGCGCGAGCGAGAUAAUCCGGUUCGACAGCGCGUGGAUGCAGAACUUCAGCAACCCGCAAUUCGACGGCUCUCGGAUGCAGAACGUUCUGGAUAGCAACCUGUCCAACUAUGACUUCCUCGCGGGCGCCUGCUCCACAGACAGCGGCUGUCUUUCAAUCGCCAUUUCGGCCAUGAUGAUGGAGGUGCUCACGCUUGUGCAGUGCGCGUUCACGCCGUGCUGGUCUUAUAGCGAUGAUAUUGUACCAUUUGCUCCGUUCAACUACACGCGUCAACGCCCUUUCGCGGAAGCCGAGGCAACAGGCGGUUAUGUUAACAUAACUAUCGACCAUUACAUCGCGGCUUCCGGGUACAGCUUGCAGAACGGGACUCUUGUCAUACUUGGUCUCGCACUGCUGCUCUUCCACGCUCUCAUUGCCAUCGGGCACAUUCUGUUCAUCGCCUUCGGCGGCUUCUGGUCGAGCGAUGCCUGGGGCCAGCUUGGCGAGCUGCUGGUGUUGGCCCUGAAUUCCUCUGCCCCACGGUUGUUAAGAACCAACAGCGCUGGAGUCCGCCAUCACGCGACCUGGCAGUUAACUGCCUCGGUCAGAGAGAAGGUCGAGGGUGGCGUUGAACUGACAAUCAACUCAAGGCGGAAUCGAAAAGUGGACGAAGACUCGGAUAUGGAAGAGGGAGCAAGUUCAAGGGACUCGUUUCGGCCCAAGGCAGAUAAGAAGUACGGCUAA